Messenger RNA from Ahaetulla prasina, 1806 nucleotides. Its product is annotated as vomeronasal type-2 receptor 26-like. Gene Ontology annotation, molecular function: G protein-coupled receptor activity. Gene Ontology annotation, biological process: G protein-coupled receptor signaling pathway. Gene Ontology annotation, cellular component: membrane. Bases 1 to 1806 code for a protein of 601 amino acids. NCBI's taxonomy places the organism in Eukaryota, Metazoa, Chordata, Lepidosauria, Squamata, Colubridae. The record is from RefSeq and is a predicted model, not a curated record. The transcript has 6 exons.
AUGGUUGUAAAAUUGGGAUGGGGCUUAACUCAGGAGCUCCUAAUUCUUCUUUUCAUCUUCCUGCUUGUAAAGCUCAAUGAUUCCUUCAGAAAAUGUUUGAAUUUGAAGGAUCCUUACCAGAGAAAAGCUUCCACGAAUCCCUCAAGUCCUUCAGAUGAAAUUAUAAUUGGAGAAUUUGUAUCCAUGACACUUGGCAAUUAUAGGGAACAGAAGUUUAGGGAACAUCCAAUUUCUUCACCAGAACAAGCUUAUCUAAUCCUUAAAAACUAUCAGCAUGUCCUUGCUUUUAUUUUCGCCAUUAAAGAAGUCAACAAGAAUCCUGAUCUGUUACCCAACAACACUUUAGGGUCCAAGAUUUAUGACAAUGCUUACAAUUCAUGGAGAACCACUUGGACCACUGUGGAUCUUCUCUUUCUUAGACAAGGAGAUCCACUCAAUUAUUACUGUGUCACUGAAGAGGAAGUCAUGGCCACCAUUGGGGGACUCACCUCAGAAAAUUCUAUUCACAUGGCCAACAUUUUAAGUACUUACAAGAUUCCACAGCUUAAUUCAUUUUUGAGACGAGUCCACUUUAACAAUAAUGUUGGCGAUGAAAUAUUUCUCAAUGAAGAUAGGGACUUAGCAAUAGGCUAUGACCUCAUCAAUUUGGUAACUCUUCCCAAUGAAUCCUUCCAGAGAGUCCAAGUUGGAAGAAUUGAUCCCAACGUUCAAUUUGGAAAAGAAUUCACCAUUAAUGCAAGUGCCAUUACAUGGAAUCCCAAGUUUCAUCAGAUGGUGCCAAAAUCUACCUGUGUUGAGAGCUGCCAUCCUGGACAGAACAAACUAAUUCAGCAGGGGAAACAAAUCUGUUGUUAUGAUUGUAUUCAGUGUCCUACAAGUAGGAUCUCAACUCAAAUGGAUGCAGAUGAAUGUGAGCCUUGCCAAGAAGAACAGUAUCCUAACACAAAUCAGCAGGAAUGCAUUCCCAAAGUAAUGACUUACCUGUCCUAUAAAGAAGGCCUGGGAGCAGCUCUGACAUCUUUCGCACUUUUUCUUUCUCUGACGACACUCGUUGUGAUGGCGAUCUUCAGGUUGCACUCAAACUCUCCCAUUGUGAAAGCCAACAACUGGAGCAUCACAUGUAUCCUGCUCUCCUCUUUGCUCCUAUGUUUUCUCUGCUCCCUCUUCUUCAUUGGAAGACCUAGUAAGGUGACUUGCCUUUUAAGGCAGGCCGUGUUUGGCAUCACCUUCUCCAUUGCUGUUUCCUGUGUACUGGCCAAAACAAUCACUGUGGUUCUGGCCUUUGUGGCUACAAAACCAGGGAAUAAGAUGAGGAAAUGGAUGGGGAAAAGACUAGCAAUCUUGGUCAUUGUGCCAUGUUCUUUGAUUCAGAUUGUCAUCUGUGCUGUUUGGUUGGUGAAGAAGCCACCCUUUCCAGAAUUAGAGAAGCAUUCCCAAGUGGGUGAGAUCAUAGUGCAAUGCAAUGAAGGUUCAGAGAUGAUGUUCUACGUUGUGCUGGGCUACAUGGGUCUUCUGGCCAUUGUCAGCUUCACAGUGGCUUUCUUUGCCAGGAAACUGCCUGACAGUUUCAAUGAAGCCAAGUUCAUCACUUUCAGCAUGUUGGUGUUUUGCAGUGUUUGGAUAUCCUUCAUCCCCACCUACUUGAGCACCAAAGGAAAAUUCAUGGUGGCCGUGGAGGUUUUCUCCAUAUUAGCCUCUGCUUUUGGUUUACUGAGUUGCAUUUUCCUUCCAAAAUGCUACAUUAUUGUAAUACGUCCUGAAUUAAAUAAGAAGGAGCAAUUGGUUGGCAGAAUCUGGGACAAGUAA